AUGGCCUUGUUGGGGAAGCGCUGCGACAUUCCCGCCAACAGCUGCGGGCCUGACCGCUGGAGCUCCGCCUUCACCCGCAAAGACGAGAUCAUCACCAGCCUCGUGUCUGCGUUAGAUUCCAUGUGCUCGGCGCUCUCCAAGCUGAAUGCAGAGGUGGCCUGUGUUGCUGUCCAUGAUGAGAGCGCCUUCGUGGUGGGCACCGAGAAGGGGAGAAUGUUCCUGAAUGCACGGAACGAGCUGCAGUCAGAUUUCCUCAGGUUCUGCCGAGGGGCCCCCUGGAAGGAGCCAGAGACAGAGCAUCCCAAGAAGGUGUCGCGGGGCGAGGGUGGCGGCCGGAACAUCCCUCGGUCUUCCCUGGAGCAUGGCUCGGACGUGUACCUUCUACGGAAGAUGGUAGAGGAGGUGUUUGAUGUUCUUUAUAGCGAGGCCCUGGGAAGGGCCAGCGUGGUGCCCCUGCCCUACGAGAGGCUGCUCAGGGAGCCGGGGCUGCUGGCCGUGCAGGGGCUGCCCGAGGGCCUGGCCUUCCGGAGGCCGGCCGACUAUGACCCCAAGGCCCUCAUGGCCAUCCUGGAGCAUAGCCACCGGAUCCGCUUCAAGCUCAAGAGGCCGCUUGAGGAUGGCGGGCGGGACUCGAAGGCCCUAGUGGAGCUGAACGGUGUCUCCCUGAUAGCCAAGGGGUCUCGGGACUGCGGCCUGCACGGCCAGGCCCCCAAGGGGCCACCCCAGGACCUACCCCCCACCGGCACCUCGUCCGCUGUGGCCAGCUUUCUGUACAGCACCUCACUCCCUAACCACACCACGAGAGAGCUCAAGCAGGAGGCCCCCGCCUGCCCACUUGCCCCCAGCGACCUGGGCCUUGGCCGGCCCGGGCCUGAGCCCAAGGCCUCUGGGGCCCAAGACUUCCCCGAGUGCUGUGGACAGAAGCCCCCCGGGUCCGGUGGUCCUCUCAUCCAGAACGUCCACGCCUCAAAGCGCAUCCUCUUCUCCAUUGUCCAUGACAAGUCAGAGAAGUGGGACGCCUUCAUAAAGGAAACCGAGGACAUCAACACGCUCCGGGAGUGCGUGCAGAUCCUGUUUAACAGCAGAUAUGCGGAAGCCCUGGGCCUGGACCACAUGGUCCCCGUCCCCUACAGGAAGAUUGCCUGCGACCCAGAGGCUGUGGAGAUUGUGGGCAUCCCAGACAAGAUCCCCUUCAAGCGCCCCUGCACCUACGGGGUCCCCAAGCUGAAGCGGAUCCUGGAGGAGCGACACAGCAUCCACUUCAUCAUUAAGAGGAUGUUUGAUGAGCGAAUUUUCACAGGGAACAAGUUUACCAAAGACCCCACGAAGCUGGAGCCAGCCAGCCCGCCAGAGGAUACUUCUACAGAGAUCUCCCGUGCGUCUGUCCUCGACCUGCCCGGGACUGCUCGGUCAGACAAGAAUGGUGUCUCUGAAGACUGUGGGCCAGGAACUUCUGGGGAGCUGAGUGGGCUGAGGCCCAUUAAAAUUGAGCCAGAGGAUCUAGAUAUUAUUCAGGUCACCGUCCCAGACCCUUCACCCACCUCUGAGGAGAUGACAGACUCAAUGCCUGGGCAUCUGCCCUCAGAAGAUUCUGGUUACGGGAUGGAGAUGCUGACUGAGAAAGGCCCCAGCGAGGACCCACGGCCCGAGGAGAGGCCCGUAGAGGACAGCCACGGUGACGUGAUCCGGCCCCUGCGGAAGCAGGUCGAGCUUCUCUUCAACACGCGAUACGCCAAGGCCAUUGGCAUCUCGGAGCCCGUCAAGGUGCCCUACUCCAAGUUCCUGAUGUACCCAGAGGAGCUGUUUGUGGUGGGGCUGCCUGAAGGCAUCUCCCUCCGCAGGCCCAACUGCUUCGGGAUCGCCAAGCUCCGGAAGAUCCUGGAGGCCAGCAACAGCAUCCAGUUUGUCAUCAAGAGGCCCGAGCUGCUCACCGAGGGAGUCAAAGAGCCCAUCACGGACAGCCAAGCUGGCUGCUCACCCUGGCUUCUCUCCCCCCCUCCCCCGCCCCCAGAGAGGGAUUCCGGGGACCCUCUUGUGGACGAGAGCCUGAAGAGACAGGGUUUCCAAGAAAAUUAUGACGCUAGACUCUCGCGCAUUGACAUCGCCAACACGCUGAGAGAGCAAGUCCAGGAUCUGUUCAAUAAGAAAUACGGAGAAGCCCUGGGCAUCAAGUACCCCGUCCAGGUCCCCUACAAGCGGAUCAAGAGUAACCCCGGCUCGGUGAUCAUUGAGGGGCUCCCCCCAGGAAUCCCGUUUCGAAAGCCCUGCACCUUUGGCUCCCAGAACCUGGAGAGGAUCCUCGCAGUGGCUGACAAGAUCAAGUUCACAGUCACCAGGCCUUUUCAAGGACUCAUCCCAAAGCCUGAUGAAGAUGACGCCAACAGACUAGGGGAGAAGGUGAUCCUCCGCGAGCAGGUGAAGGAGCUCUUCAAUGAGAAAUACGGCGAGGCCCUGGGCCUGAACAGGCCUGUGCUGGUCCCGUACAAACUGAUCCGGGACAGCCCAGACGCCGUCGAGGUCACGGGCCUGCCCGACGACAUCCCUUUCCGGAACCCCAACACGUAUGACAUCCACCGGCUGGAGAAGAUCCUGAAGGCCCGAGAGCACGUGCGCAUGGUCAUCAUCAACCAGCUCCAACCUUUUGCAGAAAUCUGCAAUGACGCCAAGGUGCCAGCCAAAGACAGCGGCAUUCCCAAGCGCAAGAGAAAGCGGGUCUCCGAAGGGAACUCCUUCUCCUCCUCCUCCUCGUCUUCCUCCUCCUCAUCCUCUAACCCGGAGUCCGUGGCGUCCACUAACCAGAUCUCACUCGUGCAAUGGCCAAUGUACAUGGUGGACUAUGCCGGCCUGAACGUGCAGCUCCCGGGACCUCUGAAUUACUAGACCUCAGUGCUGAAUCAGGACCUCACUCAGAAAGACUAAAGGAAAUGUAAUUUAUGUACAAAGUGUAUAUUCGGAUAUGUAUCGAUGCCUUUUAGUUUUUCCAAUGAUUUUUACACUAUA
This is a messenger RNA of Neomonachus schauinslandi (Hawaiian monk seal), 3000 nucleotides long. RefSeq names its product GTF2I repeat domain containing 1 (gene GTF2IRD1). Gene Ontology annotation, cellular component: nucleus. The transcript has 26 exons. Lineage: Eukaryota; Metazoa; Chordata; Mammalia; Carnivora; Phocidae. The coding region runs from base 1 to 2880 and encodes 959 amino acids. Gene Ontology annotation, molecular function: DNA-binding transcription factor activity. The record is from RefSeq and is a predicted model, not a curated record. Gene Ontology annotation, biological process: transcription by RNA polymerase II.